AUAAGGCCAUAAAAGCAUCAUUUCACAGUAAAAAUACCAGUAGAGACACACAGAUCACAACAGAGCAAACCCUAAUAUCUCCCCCCAAUUCAAUCCCUCCAGUGCCCACGGUUCAUCUAUAACUGCAAUGAUUGCCUCAAAGCCCUUGCCCAACAAUCGAUUCCUCUCAAUGGAUCCAGGGUUUUUCUGAUGUUGCUGUUGAGGUUUGGUGGUCCCUAUAUCUUAAAGCUUCGUAAAUGGUUGUGAAUUAUUGGUAUUCGCUCUUGAUACGGGGGUUUUAUGUGUGAUGCCAUGAAGGGUAGAUCUGUGGGAGUGGUUCGAGAAUCUGGUUAGGUGUUGGUGAUUUUUGGUGGGGUCUGUGUAGGUUAUUGAAUCAUUGGUGCAUGUUCGUGUUUUAAUUGAUCGUUGGUUCUGUGGAUCUGUGAUUUGGGUUUGUGUUUAUGCCCCAUUUGAAGGAAACUUUGAGUUUAUUUUCAUGUUUUUGGGCUUUAUUUAGUGGGUGAGUAUCUCCCAUUUUGUAUCAGGUUGGAUUUUUAGCUUUUGGAGUUUCUGGGUUUUGUUGAUAGGUGCUUAUUACCAGAUACUUGCCUCGUAUGAAACUUGUUGUGGAUGUGGGUCCUUGCAAAUUUGGAGCGUUGAUGCCAGUUUAGAUGUGUUUUGAGAGGAAUUGUGGCUGUUACAUGUUAUUGCCAUCAAAUUUUAGCUUUUAGGUUUUGAAGGUUUGUGGUGUUGUUGACUAGUGUUUGUUACUUUCUAUCUGUGGAAACUUUCUUUGUAUGAAGAUUGACACAGAUGUGGGUUGCAACAAAUUAGGAGGGAAUGGAAAUUUCUAAAUGUGUUAUUUGUAUUAUGUAAAGUUAUAGAGAGGCAAGGACUCAAUGUCAUUUAAGAGUAUCAUUCAGGAUAUGAGGGGGGAAUUUGGGAGCAUUUCUAGAAAAGGGUUUGAAGUGAAAUUUAACUAUGGGUUGAGAUCACGGUCGCACCGGGUGGUUCAGGAUAGUUCCAUGGUGGUUGAUGCGUUGAGACAGAGUUGUUGGGCUAACAUGCCUCCUGAAUUGCUGAGAGACGUGUUAAUGAGGAUAGAAGCAUCUGAGAGUACUUGGCCUCCUCGGAAAAAUGUGGUUGCUUGUGCUGGUGUGUGCAGAAGUUGGAGAGAAAUCACUAAGGAAAUUGUGAAAACCCCAGAACUGUCGGGCAAGUUGACGUUCCCCAUCUCUUUGAAGCAGCCUGGGCCAAGGGGCUCCCUCCUUCAGUGUUAUAUAAAGCGGAAUCGUAGCAACCAAACAUAUCAUCUCUAUCUCGGCUUAAAUCAAGCUUCAACUGAUGAUGGAAAGUUUCUUCUUGCUGCACGGAAGUGUAGACGUCCUACUUGCACAGACUAUAUCAUCUCUCUUAAUGCUGAUGAUGUUUCCAAGGGGAGCACCACUUAUAUUGGAAAGUUGAGGUCAAAUUUUCUGGGAACCAAGUUCACUGUCUAUGAUGCGCAGCCUCCAAAUGCAGGAGCAAGGAUUAGUAAAUCUCGUUCAACCAGGCGACUGGGUUCAAGACAAGUCUCCCCUAGAGUCCCUGCUGGCAACUAUCCUGUAGCCCACAUUUCAUAUGAAUUGAAUGUCUUGGGUUCCAGGGGUCCAAGGAGAAUGCAGUGUGUCAUGGAUGCCAUCCCUGCCAAUGCCAUUGAGCCAGGAGGAGUGGCCCCCACCCAAACUGAAUUUGUUCUUAGCAAUGUGGAUUCCUUUCCAUCCUUCCCAUUUUUCAGAUCAAAAUCUAACCGAACAGAGAGUUUGCAUUCUGGGCCUUUGUCUGGCCCAAAAGAUGAAAUGCUGGUUUUGAAAAACAAGGCCCCUAGGUGGCAUGAGCAACUCCAAUGCUGGUGUCUGAACUUCAAUGGACGGGUGACAGUUGCUUCAGUAAAGAAUUUUCAGCUGGUUGCUUCUGCAGAGAAUGGAGUUGCUGGUCAGGAGCAUGAAAAUGUCAUUCUCCAGUUUGGAAAAGUGGGAAAGGAUGUGUUCACCAUGGAUUACCAGUAUCCAAUCUCAGCUUUUCAGGCAUUUGCCAUCUGCCUCAGCAGCUUUGACACCAAAAUUGCUUGUGAGUGAAUGACUGACUAGCAGGUGUGGAUCCUAUACUAUGCCCAGCCACAAAGAUUUAUUAGAUGCCCAGCCACAAAGAUUUAUUAAGUCAUUAUCAUCCUCAAGAAUAUUUUUUUCAUGGCUCUUGAUUGAAUGUUUUGAUUGUUGCUGUAUUCUUAUAUGGCAAGCUGUUCACUCAUGUAUCAUCAUAAAUGUGACCUAGACGAACAUUCAGACUUAUUCUUCAAAAUGUUUCCCCUUAGUGUGUUCCUUUGAUAUGAUUAUCUCUAUUCUCAUGGGACAAACUGUCCUGUUACUUUAGUGUUCUGUGGGGUUAUGGCUCAUAUCAAAGGCUCUCCACAAUCCUAUGCUCUUUCAGUUAGUGUUUUCCUAAUCCAUUUCUCUUGGAUUUUAAGCUGCUGAAGUUCUUGAAUUUUACCUCACAGGUGUUGCCAGAUGCGACUGAAGUGAUCUGGAAAGGCAAUUGUAGUGCUGUGGCUUGUCAGUGUGCAACAAAGCUUUGGUAGUGCAAUCACCUUCCUGUUUCUUCCUAAGUAGUGAGGGUUUUCUUUCUAUUUUUUUCUCUGUACAUAAGCUGCUUCUAUUAUGAGCGAAACGUGCCUGUGCCCAUGUUGGUUGUGGUCUCGCUAGCACCCUUCAUCCUCUGGGUCAUUGACUGUUAGAAACUGAACACCUGAAUUGUGUAUGGCUGGCUUUGCGAGUUUGUCAGUUGGGUUCCUUCAGUGUUGCUUCUGUUUUCUUCUAUCAUGUAAUUUUGGAGUUCCAUUUCCGGUUGCUUGUAACAGUUCUUUGAAGAAACCUUCUGAAAUAGUAUACAAAUCUCCCCUCUGUUUUAGAUGUUUAA
Messenger RNA from Vitis vinifera (wine grape), 2934 nucleotides. RefSeq names its product tubby-like F-box protein 3. The coding region runs from base 879 to 2096 and encodes 405 amino acids. The transcript has 5 exons. Gene Ontology annotation, molecular function: protein binding. The record is from RefSeq and is a predicted model, not a curated record. Lineage: Eukaryota; Viridiplantae; Streptophyta; Magnoliopsida; Vitales; Vitaceae.